Rhododendron vialii is the source of this 2203-nucleotide messenger RNA. Its product is annotated as nuclear transport factor 2-like. The coding region runs from base 369 to 1823 and encodes 484 amino acids. Gene Ontology annotation, molecular function: mRNA binding. Gene Ontology annotation, cellular component: cytosol; ribonucleoprotein complex. The transcript is spliced from 10 exons. Lineage: Eukaryota; Viridiplantae; Streptophyta; Magnoliopsida; Ericales; Ericaceae. The record is from RefSeq and is a predicted model, not a curated record.
CUCUCGCCUCCCAAUAAUCCCACGAGAGGAGAGACCUUUCAGUUCCAAAGUACCUGCUGCUGUAACUACUACGGAGUACUAUAUAAAUCUCACAAACCCUUUUCUCUCUCCUCCCCCUUCCUUCCCUCGCGCCUCUCUCUCCAACAAGAUCUCCACACCCGCCUCCUCUCCCCCUGCCCUAGCUCUACACGCUCCCACCAGCAGCAGCACAGAGACAGACAGACAGACAGAGAGAGAGACAGCAGACAGAGAGAGAGAGAGAGAGCAGACAAGGCAAAGCCUUUCUCUCGCUUCACUCCCUCCGCGGGCCCUCUCCGAUCCCGACCCAACUCUCAGGGUUUUGAUUGCUGUUUGGAGAUCGGUCAGUGAUGGCGGCGGCGGCGCAACAACCUGUCUCUCCUCAAGUUGUUGGGAAUGCGUUUGUUCAACAAUACUACCACAUACAGCACCAAUCGCCGGAGCUUGUCCAUCGGUUUUAUCAGGACAUUAGUAAGCUUGGUCGUCCUGAUGGUGAUGGAACUAUAAGCACCACGACGACGAUGCAGGCCAUUAAUGAGAAGAUACUUUCACUCAACUAUGGUGAAUUCAGGGCGGAGAUUAAAUCGGUUGAUGCACAAGAGUCUUACAACGGGGGAGUCCAUGUGCUUGUUACUGGAUAUCUGUCGGGGAAGGACAACAUGAUUCAGAACUUCACUCAGACUUUCUUCCUUGCGCCACAAGAAAAGGGGUACUUUGUUUUGAAUGACAUCUUUCGAUAUGUGGAAGAUAUCAAACAUGCUAAUGGAAACCAGAGUUCUGGUACUGACAUCGAGGCCCCUCUCACUCCGGAGCAGGAUCCGUCUCCAGCUGAGGUGAAUCAUGUUUCUGAACAAACAGUGGUUCCUGCAGAGGUCCAUGAGGAUGAAGAACUCAAUCCCUUGGACAAUGGAGAUGUUUCAGUUGAGGAAGAGGAGGUUCCCGUGGCUGAGGUUGUUGAUGAAGAGGUUCCAGUGGCCGAGGUUGUUGAUGAAGCACCUGAUGAUUCUCAGGUGGUCAGUGAAUCUGUCUCCAAACUUGAGGAAGUGCCGAAGAAGUCUUAUGCUUCUAUUGUGAUGGUUAUGAAGGAGAGUGCUGCGCCAUUGUUUUCUCCUGCACCUGUUCCUCGGAAAUCUCCAGUGAAGAGCCUAGCACCACAGGUGAAUCAUGCUCAGGUAUCAGCAGCAAUUACUGACGCACCAGUUUCCGGUUCAGAUGCUGCAGAGAAUGGGAAUAAUCAAGAGGGAGAAGCUGAUGGCUAUUCCAUAUAUAUAAAGGGACUGCCUAUGAAUGCCACAGCUCCUCUACUUGAAGAGGAAUUCAAGAAGUUUGGGACUAUAAAGGCUGGCGGUGUUCAAGUUAGGAGUAACAAACAAGGGUUUUGUUUCGGCUUUGUGGAAUUUGAGGUGGAAAGUGCUGUGCAAAAAGCAAUUGAGGCUUCUCCUGUUUCUAUUGGUGGACGCCCGGCGUAUGUGGAGGAAAAGAGGUCUACCAAUUCUCGAGGGAAUAAUAGGGGCCGGUUUGUAAAUGGGAGGGGAUCUGGUUUCCGGAAUGAGGGGGUAAGAGGGCGUGGAAACUAUGGAGGAAGCGGUGGCAGAGGCUACAACCGCGGCGAUUUCAAUGGCAGGACCGAGUUUAGUAAUAAUAGGAGCAGUAAUCGAGGUGGAUUUUCAAACCGUGGAGGUGAUGGAUAUCAGAGGGCUGAUAACAAUGGUGGCAGUGGUGGAGGCCGUGCAAACCGCGGUGGGGGGAUGGGUGUCAAUGGAACGGCCAAGACUCUCCCACCACGGGUGUCUGCUACUGCUUGAGGAUUCCUAGUUUAGAUGAAGAUCAUUGAGGGAUUGAUGUAGGAUUAUUUUUUUUUAAUUUAAAAGAUGAAGUUGACUUCAAGUGGUCGAUAGCAUUUGGUGGGCAGAUUCUUAGACUUUGGGGCAUUUUUUUUCCUAGUUAAUGAACUCUUUUUGCACCUUUUCCCCCCGUUUUUCUUCCUAAUGUUGGGUGGUUUAUAGGUUUAUAGUAGAGUUCUAAAUUACCUUUGUUGUGUAGUGUUGUAGUGUCCAAAAGCCCAAGAAGACCUCUAUUCAUUUUGCGGGCUUUGCGUAUUCGGUGAAUUAUUUUUCGGAGCAUUGUCGCUCGUGGUACCUGGAAUUAACAUGUUUGCAGCUAUAGCAAUGUGUUCUUUUCGUUA